Messenger RNA from Ananas comosus (pineapple), 2082 nucleotides. Its product is annotated as UPF0481 protein At3g47200-like. The record is from RefSeq and is a predicted model, not a curated record. Bases 309 to 1883 code for a protein of 524 amino acids. Lineage: Eukaryota; Viridiplantae; Streptophyta; Magnoliopsida; Poales; Bromeliaceae. The transcript is spliced from 2 exons.
AGUUUGAGAACAAGCCAAAUUAGCUGUAUUCGAAGGGUAAGCAUAAAAUUCUACCAAGCUCUGUAGAGGAGAAUCUCUACGGUGCACGCAAAGUAUGAGACAUUUGCUUUCUCACUUGCUGGGACAAAGAGCAAUGCUAAUUGUGCACAGGAAGAUAGUUUUUCUUUUAAAUAGUAGAGAGAUAGAGGACAGAGAGAGAGAGCACCCAAAGAUGAUUGUGUUUUAAGUAAUAGAGAGAGAAAGAGAGGAGCUGCUCUUGUUUUGUUUUAUUUGGGUAGAGUGGUCUUCCAAAGCAUGCACAUAUAAGAAUGGAUGGAUGCCGGAGAAGGUGGGGAUGCAUGGCUAGCCCAGAAGAGCAUCUAAUUUAUAUUGCCGAUGCUGCUGCCAGCAGAUCUGGAUCUGGUGAAAGCGUCGGCACCAGAUCCGAUGAGGAGGAGGAUGGUAGUCUUCCUAGCAAACCUCAUGGGGAUGAGGAGUGGAUCAGAGAGGUGGAGAACAAAAUGUGCCGCGCACUCUUGGAUUCGAUGUUGUGGCCCUUCCAGUCCCCAGAUGAAAGAGAAACCACGAUUUGCAAGUUUACGCUGGGUAAGGAGAUCUCUCGGCCAAGGUUCGCGACGAUCGGGGAGUUCUCUCAGCCCAGAGUGGUGACAAUAGGGCCAUUUCAUCGGCAGGAGAGCACGAGUAUUUCCGACGACCAGAAAUGGGUGAUUGUGUGCUUCAUGAAUUUAUUGUGCGGUCUCGACUUGGCGCGCUGCCUCGUAAAGAUGAAAGAGGAAGCAAAAAAAGCUCGCAACAGCUACUCCGAUUUAGAUAUAUCGCAAAGCUCCGGCCCUAAAGACUACACAAGUUUCACAGAGAUGCUGCUCCUCGAUAGCUACUUCAUCUUGUUUAUCCUGACCGUUAAGAUACGCAAAAGACCGGCAGGUUAUACACUGAUGCCGCCAACACCUGAUUCUGCAAACCCACUCAAGUUGUUUCGCGACGACGCGACUAAAUUUCUCGACAUCAUAUUCAACAAAGACGAGAUCGCGCUCGAUCUACUGAUCCUUGAUAACCAAAUCCCCUUCUUCGUGAUCGAGGAGCUAUUUAAGGAGCUCAAGUUGGAUAAGCCCCUCCUCGAGUACGCCCUCGAGUUCUUCGAGAUGAUCCAUCCGAGGUCUGCCCGACAUUUCAUAGACGAGAAUAUUAGUCCUCCCAAAUUCCUACAUCUGCUCGAUCUUUUCCACUGGUCUCGGGUCCCGCAGAACAAGUACAUCGAACCAAUUAUUAGUUCGUCUUCUAAACAGCUAGAUUCUAUAUACUGGGCACCCUAUACUCCGAAUGCGAUGGAACUCAGAGAAUCCGCAACAAUGUUCGAAAAGAAGACGUCCGGCAGCAGCUCGCUAGAUAUCACAUUUCGGAGGCGUUGGUUUAAACACAUUAUUGGGGUGCUCGACAUCCCGGAGCUACACAUCCGCGACUAUAGCAGCUUCAUCUUCCAUAACCUCAUCGCCUUCGAGAUGCAAUCUUCAAGCCGGGGCCGCUGCACCGUGGCCUUUUCUGCACUUAUGCGCAACUUUCUGCAAAGAGAGGAAGAUGUGAAGCUGCUUCGGCAGAGAGGCAUCUUGGUGAGCUCGUCCAUGACCGACAGACAACUCAUCGAUCUCUUCGCGCGCUUGAGCAGAUUGACUGAAAACCAUCAAAUGCCGAGCGAUCUGUUUAACAUAUGCCAUCAGGUCCUAUCUCACCACAACCACCCAGUGAAUCAGUUCUGCGGCAGCGUCAUUAUCCGGUACUUCCCCAGCCCACUGGUGACUCUUUCUGUAUCUGCCGCCGCCGUGCUUUUUGUUCUCAGCCUCUUGCAAACCAUAUAUGCUAUGAUCAGUUACCACCACCUUGGGUGAAUGCUCUACCUACACGUUGUAUUACCUAGUAUGAUAGUACUGCAUGCAUAUGUUACUGAAGUAAAACACGGAUUGUAUUUCCAAAUUCCAAUUGGGUUUGGGUGGGUAUGUAUUUACAUCUAACUUCCUCUCCUCUGUAAGUUGCUGCCUAGUUUAAUUGGUGUUCUUACUCGUUAUUAAUGCAAUGAUUUUUUAUUUA